GUCAGAGGCAAAUGUACGACAGUGUGCAGAUGGACACUGAAGUAGACUUAAAGGCUUACUGGACAAGCAAUACAGUACAAAUGAUCAAAUUUCCCUCAGAAAUCUCCAAUCUGAUGUUACAGAGAGGAAAUUGGACUUCACUAAGGGGACUCUAACAUCACAAAAGGCAAAAAUGAUUUCAUCUAUUGUCAUUUCCCAGCUGAUUGAUGAAAGGAAAUCAAAGGAAAAUGGGGCCAUGUUGCCUUUGUCACGAGCUCAGCCUACACCGAGUCCCCUGAAGCCAGCUUCAGCCAGGCGCAGCGGAGUCAACAUCCCUGGGUCACUUGCCUUAUCUCCGGACAGAUUGGGAAUUCUGACUCUAUCAGAUGAGCAAGGGCUGGAGACAGAACCAUUGUCCACACGGGACAACCUAUAUGGAGGCCCUUACAAAGGGUUCUCAUCCAUCACCAUCACUGCCCGUCGGGUGGGCCCUCCAGCCAGCACCUUGGUGUGGGACACUGUUAGGGACCCACUGUGUCCCAAGUGCAGGACCAGGGAUACUCUGCGCCAGGGCCCCCCAGCCUUGGCUGGUGUUGCUCAUCCAUGUCAGGACAGUGGACAUUUUGCCUGUUCAGAAUUCCCCGGCAAUAGCUCGAGGGUGACACUGACGUUUCCCCAGGCCCACAGAAGACUGGGUGCAGGACAGGAGUACUGGGUCACACACAUGGAUGACAAAGAGGACAGUUUUUCUCCACAUACGCCACCAUCAGGAAAGAGCUCACUGGUAUUCAGUUCCUGUGUUCACUUCCAAGUGUCUCAGCAAUGUCCCAAUGCCAUCUAUUACCUGGACAGAUCUCUUUCUGUUCCCCUUGAACAACCUCAAAUUGCCAGCCCCAAGAUGCACAGAUCCGUCCUGUCCCUCAACCUCCGUUGUAGUUCCCAUAGGUUAACAGCAGAUGGAGUAGACAGCAUAGCUAAAGAGCCAAUAAACAGAGCCCUGAAGCCGGAGCUCUUGAAGGGAAAGCAGGACCUCCGAAGCCCACACUGGAACCCAGUGUCACGGGAAAGUCCCUGGGAGGAAAGCCCAGCGUUGGAGCCAGUGCAUUUGGGGAGUGGCACGUGUCCUUGGACUGACUCUCCCUCUUUGGAAAAUGUCAAACUUGUAGAUGUGGGAAGUAACCAGGUCACAGCGAGAAAGGAGAAAGAGGACCAUGCAGCAUGUCCCACCAGCUGUCCCACCAACCAACUGUCCAUUCAUAUUCCUGGCUGGAGUUACAGGGCAGAUUACACAUGCUGUGACUUGGUUGUAAAACUAAAGGAAUGCGAAAAAAGUGAGGACCCCGACAUCACAUCUGAGCCCUCGCCAGUACCUCCCUCUCCAACAACCUCUGAGGAACCCCAGAGCUCUGACCUGUUGGAAGAUGGCUCCAAGCCUCAGCAUCCACUGGCAAGUUCCAUGACCUUACAGGAAGCCCUGGAGGUCCAUAAACCUCAGUUCAUUUCUCGCUCACAAGAACGGCUGAAAAAGCUCAAGCACAUGGUACAGCAAAGGAAAGCCCAGCAGAAGGAGGGCCUUGGGCAGAAGCAGAGUCUCCUUCCAGUCCGCGCCAACAGAAAGCAGUUCACAGUUCCCCAUCCUCUCAGCGAUAACUUGUUCAAACCCAAAGAAAGAUGCAUUUCAGAGAAGGAGAUGCAUAUGCGAUCUAAAAGAAUCUAUAAUAACUUGCCAGAAGUUAAAAAGAAAAAAGAAGAACAAAAGAAAAGAGUGAUCUUACAGAGCAACAGACUUCGCGCUGAAGUCUUCAAAAAGCAAUUACUGGACCAGCUCCUUCAAAGGAAUGCAGUCUGACCCAGGAGGCCCUGCUGACCAUGACCUGGACGUGGGAAGACUUCAAAGCAGGAUAAAUCAUUAAAUUUAGCAGUAUCGUCACACGUGAUAAUGUUCACUUUACUUUUGAUUUUUUUUUUCCACAAAGGAAAGAUCAGUUCCUGAAUGACCCAGACAGACACCAGCUAUAUUGCUGAAGCGACAGGUCGACCAGCAGUCUACCGCUGGGGAACCAACCCCACGUAACCUAGUAGACUUUAGUCCCUUUCCCCUUUUGGCUGCUGGAUUUUACGUUUUUGAUGUUUUCACUCUACUCUGUCAACCCAAGCAGAAAAGCCAUAUUCACUCAAGUAUGCUUAGGUCAGGAAGGGGUGUUUUUUCUUCAAACUUUUGGGAAGCCAAAAUCUAUCAUGUUUUGACUCCCAGUACUAAUGGCUGUUCUGCAAACUUGAAAAUGUGGGUCAUAGUCUGUUUCACAGACGCAUCUUAUAAUACUAGAGGCAGACUUUGAAAUGGGCAAGCAAAAUACCACGGAACACCACACAAGUGGUGGUGGUGGGGUCUCCGCAGCUCUGCAGUCCUCCCCCGCCCCACCCUGCCUUUGCUUGGCCAAAGUGUCUAUUUCAGGGGGAGCUAUGAGGACAGAGGGCCGUGUCUUCAGCACCCCCCCCCACCCAGUUACCUUGAUCAAAUGGCCUAAGGGUUUCCUCUCAUUGUUCUUUGAAGCAUUAUUUAUAAAUGUGUAUUUGGGAAGUUAAGAGCAAGCUAG
Molecule: messenger RNA, 2576 nt
Organism: Nannospalax galili (Upper Galilee mountains blind mole rat)
Lineage: Eukaryota; Metazoa; Chordata; Mammalia; Rodentia; Spalacidae
Gene: CUNH10orf90
Product: chromosome unknown C10orf90 homolog
Exons: 8
Coding region: 173-1828 (551 amino acids)
Biological process (GO): regulation of centriole replication
Cellular component (GO): cytosol; centriole; centrosome
Source: RefSeq, a predicted model, not a curated record